AUGGAUCCAUCAUAUGAUUAUUUUGUAAAAAUACUCUUCCUUGGUGAUCGUAAAGUUGGAACAAAAUCACUUCUCCUUCGUUAUUCUGACAAUACCUUCUCAGAUACUUAUUACUCCGCUCUCGGAGUUGACUUUAAAAUUCGUACCAUUGAAAUGGAUGGAAAAACAUUGAAAUUACAAAUAUGGAAUGCCAUUGAAAAUCAUCCAGGUUAUUUCAAAGAUGCACACGGUGUAUUUAUCGCCUACUCAAUCACUGACCAAUCCUCCUUCGAUAAUGUCAGUCAAUGGAUUAAUGAAGUUGACAAGGCAGCUCCUGUAGAUAUUACAAAAUUUUUGGUUGGUUGUAAAUCAGAUCUAACCGCUGAGAGAGUAAUUGAACGUUCAGAGGGUGAACAAUUAGCAAACCGGUAUGAUAUGCCAUUCAUUGAGACGAGUGCAAAAUCUUCGGCCAAUGUUGAGGAAGCUUUCAUAAGAAUGGUUUUGGAAAUUAAGAAGAAUUUGGAUAAUAAACCUAAAGCAGCAACAGUAACAAGCACAACAAAAUUGUCAGAUAAGAAGGCAAAGAAGGAAGGUAAUGAGAAGAAAUGUAUCAUUUGUUAA
Naegleria gruberi is the source of this 600-nucleotide messenger RNA. RefSeq names its product rab family small GTPase. The record is from RefSeq and is a predicted model, not a curated record. NCBI's taxonomy places the organism in Eukaryota, Heterolobosea, Eutetramitea, Acrasida, Naegleriidae. Gene Ontology annotation, molecular function: GTPase activity; GTP binding. Gene Ontology annotation, biological process: protein secretion; regulation of exocytosis. The transcript has 6 exons. Bases 1 to 600 code for a protein of 199 amino acids.